Messenger RNA from Populus trichocarpa (black cottonwood), 1552 nucleotides. Its product is annotated as (S)-8-oxocitronellyl enol synthase CYC2. The record is from RefSeq and is a predicted model, not a curated record. Bases 105 to 1274 code for a protein of 389 amino acids. The transcript has 2 exons. NCBI's taxonomy places the organism in Eukaryota, Viridiplantae, Streptophyta, Magnoliopsida, Malpighiales, Salicaceae.
CCGCGGUCUCUCGCGCUACCACUGAUUCGUCUAUUUAGUGGUUUAUUUAUGGAGACCAUCAUCGUUUCCUUUCUCAUCCAAAUCCGAUAAAACAAAAACAAAAAAUGAGCUGGUGCUGGUGGUCUGGUGCAACUGACGCUGCCAAGAAAGAAGAUGAAGCAACACGAGGCUGCCAAAGCGUAGCCUUGAUUAUAGGAGUUACCGGGAUUGUCGGCAACAGUUUGGCGGAGAUCCUCCCACUCUCCGACACACCUGGUGGCCCAUGGAAAGUCCACGGCGUGGCUCGUCGUUCCCGGCCCAACUGGAACCAGGAUCACCCAGUGGAGUACAUUCAGUGCGACAUUGCUGAUACAGCCCAGACCCAAUCCAAGCUUUCUAAACUCACUGAUGUGACCCACAUCUUCUAUGUUACCUGGGCCAGCAAAGACACGGAGGUCGAGAACUGUGAGAUUAACGGCCUCAUGUUCCGUAACGUUCUCCAGGCUGUGAUACCUAAUGCUCCCAAUCUUCGUCAUGUCUGCCUCCAAACCGGAGGGAAGCACUAUCUUGGUCCUUUUGAGUUGUUAGGCAAGAUUGAAGCUCAUGAUCCACCUUUCACGGAAGACUUGCCCAGACUAAAUGAUUUUCCCAAUUUUUAUUACACGUUGGAAGAUGUUAUGUACGAGGAAGUGGCAAAGAAAGAAGGAGUGACUUGGUCUGUUCACCGGCCUGAUGUUAUCUUUGGGUUUUCGCCUCAUAGCUUGAUGAACAUGAUUGUGACUAUUUCUGUUUACGCUGCAAUAUGCAAGCACGAGGGAGCUCCGCUAAUCUUUCCUGGAACGAAAGAGGCGUGGAAUAGUUAUGCAAUUGCUUCAGACGCGAAUUUGAUCGCAGAGCAUGAAAUUUGGGCGUGUGUGGAGCCUAAAGCAAAAAAUGAAGCUUUUAAUAUUCACAACGGAGAUAUAUUCAAAUGGAAGCAUCUGUGGACGGUUUUAGCGCAAGAGUUUGGGAUUGAAAAGUAUGGAUUUGUGGAAGGGGAGAGUAGUGUAACUUUUGCGGAGAAGAUGAAAGACAAGGGACCAGUGUGGGAGGAAAUUGUGAAGAAGAAUCAGCUACUGGCUAACAAGCUGGAACAAGUUGGGGGAUGGUGGUUUGGAGAUUUGAUGUUCAGUGGACCGGGUUGUGUCACGAGUAUGAACAAGGCUAAGGAACAUGGAUUUUUGGGAUUUCGGAAUUCCAAGAAAUCAUUUGUUUCUUGGAUACACAAGAUGAGAGCUUAUAAGGUUGUGCCUUGAGCUGGGCGGAUUCGGGUUUCGUGAGUAUUACUAUAAUAAUCUUUGUUUUCAAAAUAAAUAUCGGAGUUUACGCUUCACGUAUUAUAACUUGUGGAGGCUGUUCCUUGUCUUAGACUUGGUUUGCUCCUUGCUUUCCUGGCUUGCUAUAGCUGUUUACUUCUCUCCCCUUAAUUUCCUUCUAAACCAGCUCUUGAAGGCGUUUAUCUAGUAUAAAUUAUCGAUUAUAUGCAAUUUAAGCCUUUCAUAAGUUUCACAAUAAACUCUUGAGAUUGAUUGAA